GCUCUGGCUUCCGUACAGUACAGGAUGAAUACGAUAGACUCCAGAGAGAAAGUAGAUGAGAAAACAAGGGACUAAAAUAGGAAAUCAGGCUGAAACGAGGAAGGAAAGAGACUGAAGACUGAAGAAGGAAGUGAGGAAGGGAAGCAUUUGGAUUUUACUCAUUUCAGGACUCUCCAUCCAUCUCAUUUGGCUUGUGGAAAAGCACUCAAUUAAGGUGAUGAAUCCACUUCCUGGCUGACCUGAAUCAUACCUUCAGCAAGGGGAGUGGCUGAGCACCAGACCCCUGACCUCAACCCCUAUUGGCUUCACGCUCCAGCUCGUGAGCCUCAGAGCCCUGGAUCUCUUGUCACUUUUCCUCUGGACCUUGACGUGGGAGCAGCACCGUAACAGACCGCCCAAUGCUGAGGAGGAACUGUCUGUUGGUAUUCCUGUGCUUCCUCUUUGAGCAGAGCUCCUGCGCUCCCUUCCAGAGCAGGCCAGGGCAAGAGUGGCCUCACGGCCUGGCGGGGCCCUCAGCGGCAGGGAGGAAUGGAGGUUCCAGGGGCUUCCAGAGGGUCAAGAGGGGCUGGGUCUGGAACCAGUUCUUUGUGCUGGAGGAAUACAUGGGCUCGGACCCACAGUAUGUGGGAAAGUUACACACUGACCUUGAUAAAGGAGAUAGCGGCGUGAAGUACACUCUGUCGGGUGAGGGGGCCGGCACCAUCUUCACCAUUGACCAGACCACUGGGGACAUACAUGCUUUACGCAGUCUGGACCGCGAGGAGAAGCCUUACUACACCCUACGAGCACAAGCUGUGGAUAUUGACACCAACCGGCCACUGGAACCAGAGUCAGAGUUUGUCAUCAAGGUGCAGGACAUCAACGACAAUGAGCCAAAGUUCCUGGAAGGCCCCUACACCGCUAGUGUACCAGAGAUGUCACCUGUGGGUACGUAUGUGAUGAAGGUGACCGCUACAGAUGCAGAUGACCCCACAUACGGCAAUAGUGCGCGUGUGGUGUACAGCAUACUACACGGACAGCCAUACUUCUCCGUCGACCCCAAGACAGGAGUAAUCAGGACAGCUCUACCCAACAUGGACCGGGAGGUGAAGGAACUAUAUCAAGUUCUCAUUCAAGCCAAAGACAUGGGCGGCCAGUUAGGCGGUCUGGCUGGGACCACAACCAUCAACAUCACCUUGAGUGACGUCAAUGACAACCCACCCAGGUUCUCCAAAAGUAUCUUUCACCUGCGUGUACCAGAGUCAUCAGCAGUCGGGUCUGCAGUCGGCCGCAUUAAAGCUCAUGAUCUUGACAUAGGAAAGAACGCUGAGGUGAAAUAUAACAUUGUCCCUGGAGAUGGAGGGGCCAUGUUCGACAUCACCACCAAUGAACACAAUCAAGAGGGAAUAAUCAUGCUCAAAAAGCCGCUGGACUAUGAGACCAAAAAAGCCUACACAUUUAAAGUGGAGGCCUCAAAUGUGCACCUGGAUCCACGGUUUCACAGUUUCGGCCCAUUUAAAGACACAGUGACAGUGAAAAUCAACGUUCUGGAUGUGGAUGAGCCUCCUGUCUUUAGCAAACACUCCUACAUGAUGGAUGUUUACGAGGACACACAACAAGGGACCAUUAUAGGAGCCGUGACUGCACAGGACCUCGAUGCAGGAAACAGUCCAGUCAGGUAUUCCAUUGACUGGAAGAGUGAUCUGGACAGUUUCUUCGAUAUUGACCCCGUCAGAGGAACCAUCUCAACCAAUGAGCUUCUGGACAGGGAGGGUAUAGCCCAGCACAACAUUUCUGUCAUGGCCACUAAAGUUAAUAACCCAGUGCUGACCAGUAGAGUGGCUGUCAUAGUUCAUGUGCUGGACAUUAAUGAGUUUCCACCAGAGCUCGCCAUGCCUUAUGAAACCUUUGUGUGUGAGAGCGCCAAAGUUGGACAGGUUAUUCAGGUCAUCAGUGCAAAAGACCAAGACCUCCCCCAAGCUGGACAAAGAUUUUCCUUCAAAUCUCCUCAAGAGGGAGUGAAGACCAAGAACUUUACCAUCAGAGACUUUGGGAAUAACACUGCCGGGGUGGUAGCACUCCGUAGCGGCUUCAAACGGCACUCUCAAGAGAUCUACUAUCUUCCACUUGCGAUUGAGGAUGGAGGCCUCCAGACAUUGAGCAGUACCAGCACCCUCACCAUCCAUGUGUGUGGUUGUGAUGCCAAUGGAUCUUUAUUAACUUGCAGCGCUGAAGCUAUUUUCCUUCCCGUGGGACUCAGUACCGGAGCCCUGAUCGCUAUUCUGGUGUGCAUCAUCAUACUGCUGGUGAUCGUGGUACUCUAUGUGGGUGUGCGGCGACAGAAGAAGAAAGAGACUCUUAUGACUUCCAAAGAGGACAUCCGUGACAACGUCAUCCAUUAUGAUGAUGAGGGAGGCGGUGAGGAGGACACGCAUGCCUUCGACAUGGGCACUCUCCGCAAUCCCAAAGUCAUCAAGGAAAACCUCUUUCGUCGAGAUGUUAAGCCCGAGUUGGGUUUGGGUCCACGGUGCCCAAUAGCCUCGCAGAAUAGUGCUGACAUCUGCAACUUCAUUAGUCAGCGACUGCAAGAACAUGAUGGCGACACUUCAGCGCCGCCCUACGACUCGCUCGCCACCUAUGCCUAUGAAGGCGAGGGCUCUGUGGCAGAAAGUUUAAGUUCUAUAGAGUCCAUAAAUGGUGAAAUAGAGGAGGACUAUGAUUACCUCAGUGAGUGGGGGCCUCGAUUCAAAACCCUUGCAGGGAUUUUUGGAGAACGAUCAGAGAGCAAAUCGGAUGUAACAUCCACCACCACCACCACCACUACCACUGAAAAUAAACACUGAUGUUCCUUUUUAUUUUGUUUUGUUUUUCACGUUGGUUUUGAAAUAAAUAUAGACGUGUUUGUAUUUAACUAUUAUAUUUUUUUUUUGUUUGUUUUAUUAUUUUGUAGUUGUUCUGCUUUAACUUGUAUUUAUUUUAUUUUAUUUUUAUUGUUUUGCCUUGAUUUAAUACCAACAAACAACAGAGGAUAAAGGAAGCCAGAAUAAAAUCAAUCGCAAAACAAACAAACCAACAACAACAAAAAAAAAUAUAUAUAUAUAUAUAUUUUCUUCAUCAGUAUUUUGGUUUUGUUUUCCAAAAAAAAAAAAAUGUAAAAAAGACUUGAACAUCCUUAAAACAAGAUACAUUUAAUUAAGAAGCAAAACUGAAUAAGACAUUGAGACAUGUUUUCAGAUCAUAUAUCUUGGAUAAUAUAUAUAAAAAUGUUCUAACCCCAUUGGUAAAUUGUCCUUUCUUGUUGUGAGCAUAAACCUAAAAUAAAUUAAGGUUUAAGCUUAAAAAAAAAGAAAGAAAAAAGCAUUGCCAAUGGGGUAAUUGUAGACAAAUAAUCUUAAUCCAAGAUAUAUUACCUGAAAAGUAGUAAUAUCAUACAAAAUGUUGCUUCUUAAAUAAGUGUAUAUUGUUUACGGAUAUUUUUAUAU
Myxocyprinus asiaticus (Chinese sucker) is the source of this 3461-nucleotide messenger RNA. Its product is annotated as cadherin-12-like. Gene Ontology annotation, molecular function: calcium ion binding; cadherin binding. Gene Ontology annotation, cellular component: adherens junction; catenin complex; plasma membrane. The record is from RefSeq and is a predicted model, not a curated record. Gene Ontology annotation, biological process: multicellular organism development; adherens junction organization; cell-cell junction assembly. The transcript is spliced from 12 exons. Bases 399 to 2822 code for a protein of 807 amino acids. Lineage: Eukaryota; Metazoa; Chordata; Actinopteri; Cypriniformes; Catostomidae.